Messenger RNA from Durusdinium trenchii, 1974 nucleotides. Lineage: Eukaryota; Dinophyceae; Suessiales; Symbiodiniaceae. The record is from the annotation of a GenBank genome assembly.
GCCACUGCACAGCGUGCGGCAGCCCCGCCUGCCAACGACAUAAGCUGUGAUGAUGUUGUGAAGGCCGCGCGCUCCUUCCCACGUGGUGCUGCGCCCGGGCCCUCUGGCAUGCGACCGGACUUCCUCAAGCAACUUGUUGAUGCUGGGGAUGAGCAGUACGGAGCCCAGGUCCUUACAGACUUGGUCAACCUCCUUGCUGAUGCGCGGGCCCCCAUCGCGCUGCGUCCUUACCUCGGUGGGGCUCGUGGCACAGCUUUGGAAAAGCUGAGCAAAACUGGAGCUGCUGAUGUGCGGCCUUUGUGUGCAGGAGAAACCUUGCGCCGCCUGGUCGGCAAGGUCUUGCUGCGGAGUGAGUUCCUUCUUGCCCUGCGGGCACACCUCUUGCCCCACCAGCUUGCCGUUGGAGUGCCGGCUGGGGCCGAGGUUAUGCCGCACUUAUACCGGCAAUGGCGGCAACGCUACCAAGCCGACACCGACCAAGUUUGCCUGUCUUUUGAUGAAGGGGAUGCCCACAAUGUGGUUGAUCGGCAUAUGUUUUUGACGCGCAUGCAAGAAGUCGCCCCUGGUCUUUCCCGAUGGUUGGAGUACAUUUAUCCUACCGACAUUGACACCAAGGUCUUCUUUCAGGACGUUGCGAUCCCUUCUGCUGCAGGCGGCCAACAGGGGUGUCCUUUGAUGACGGCAUCGGUUGUGCAGUAUUGCGGGCCCUGCACUGUUAUGCCUCGUUUUGGCCUUCGCUUGUCCACUGCUUCCGUUGCGCCAGUUGCUGGGAUCCGCCACCAGGUUGACUUUCGGCCUUUUGCUGCCUUGGGUUGUUCUAUUUGCAAGGAUGGCAACUUUGAAGUCCUCAAAUCACCUGUUGGCGAUGCAGCCUUCAACAAGGCGUAUUGUUUGCAGCAAGCCGCCCAGCAAGCCACUACAGUGCAGUUGGUUGGUGGAAUCGAGGACCCUCAGGUUGCCUAUUAUUUGUUGCGGUGGUGUUGCACUGGUGGCCGGAUGAAUUACUUGGCUCGCACCACUCCAGCUCAGCAUUGUCUUCCAGCCAUGGUGGCCUUUGACUCGGCGUUGCGUGAUGCGUUUUGCGCUUCCACUGGCUUGGCAUUGGACCGCCUGGCCUGGCAACAAGCUCAGCUACCUGUUGCUACUGGUGGUCUCGGACUUCGCUCUGUGGUUGACCUUGCGGAUGCUGCUUACAUUGGCUCUCGAGUCAUGGUUCUGGAUCGGUGUCGUGCCUUAUGGACGCCUGCUGCUUGGGAAGGCUCUGCUGCAACAACAGACCUCGGCCUCGCUCUUGCUCGCUGUAACGGGCUGCUGCAACAAGCUGGUCUCCAACCCUGUUUGGGGGAUCAGCCAGAGCGCAGCUUGAGCCAGUCAGCGAUUUCACGCCGCCUGCGGGAGGUCCAUGUCUUGGCUUGGAAGACUGCCGCUGGCACCGAUGAUAUUUGUCGCCUUCAUGCUUGUGCUGCUGAUUCUGCGGACACGGUCUUGAACCUGGUCCCGCUCCUGGACUCUUGGAUGGACGGCGGCGGCCAGCAGACACGAGGUGCAACUGGUCUCCUUCCAGCACUGCCUGAUGGCUCCCGCCCUGCUGGGCCUAGUGCUCUAGCCUUGGAUGUGGCUAUCAUCAACGCCUUGGGAGCGAGUCAUUGGGACGACACUUUGCGGGGAACCCAUGAUGCAGUCACGGCCUAUGCCCAACGCAAGCGUGACCACCUCGGCACCGCCAGCUCGUGCCAACAAGCUGGCAUCCUUUACCUGCCCUUGGUCUGGGACAUUCAGGGCGGCAGCACGGCCGAAACUCGGGCCUUCCUUCACCGCCUUGCUGGCAUGGCUGCUGCAGUUGAAGGGGUUGAUUUGCUUGUGGUGAAGGCCCGCCUCUUUGACCAGCUUGCUGUUGUGCUGGCUCGAGGGGCAGGACGUGCGCUGCGACGCCGGCGUCGCGCAGCCGGUGCGACAGCGCACGCUUCCGGCCUU